AUGUCCCUCGCCAUGUCACACUAUGCAAAGCAGCAGUAUGGCGACGGUACAUACGCCUCCCUCCAGCCACUCUUGCAGGACCCCACCGGCCUCCUCGUGUCCUCGAGCGUCUCACUUCCGCCGGCUGUCGGUGGAGAUCUGGACAUACUCUCGGCCUCCCAAUAUCCACACGGCCUGACGCAGCCUUACGAGGAGGUCAACCGGAUCCCUCGCAAGAGGAAGGCAACGUCUUCAGAUGAGCUCUAUGGUGGUCUUAUGAUCAGCGACGACUUCAGUGAUGGUAUCCGUCUGUCUACCGAAGAACAGGAGGUCCGUCCUACACCGCCGAGGAGGAGGAAACAGACCAAGCGAGCCUCGGUCAACGACACCGAGGACCCAAUCGAGGCCGAGAGCAAGAAACACAGAGGACGGCCCAGGCUCGACACCCAAGAUGAAACCGCUGCCGACCGUCGCCGGACUCAGAUUCGCCUGGCACAGCGGGCGUACCGGCAUCGAAAGGAAACCACCAUUUCGGCAUUAAAGCAGCAGGUGGCGGAUCUUCAAAAUACCAUUGAAGAGAUGAACAAGACAUUCCUGACCCUACACGACAACCUGGUCAACGCCGGGGUCCUGGCAUCCCACUACUCGAUCGGCCGCCAACUCCAAGCCGCCACGGAACAGUUCGUCGCCCUGUCCAAGCUUGCCGCCCCGGAGUCGGACGACGAAGAGGAAAAGAUUGCCAACCUUGACAAAGGCGAGUCCCAACAAUCUUCCAGACCGGACAAGAAUAACAGGCGGGCCAGCGUCCCACGCGCAAGGAAGUCGUCGUCUCAAUCGCCAGCAAAGGCCGAUGUAGCAUCUGGUGAUACCACCAUUGACGCGCUCUCUAGUAGUGCCGGACCAGAACUGGAGGAGCUCCCUCUGGACGUCAGCAACAACAUGAACAGCGACAAGUCCGACAACAAGACCGACAACAACGACAACAAUAGCCUGGCGCUGCUUGAUUUUUCGCAGCCGUGGUAUACGGACAGCCUGGACAGUCUCAACCAGUCCGGCUUUGACAAAUUAGAUGGCCUCUUCGCCGUUCCCGAGCCCUUGUUGGUUGAUGACGUGUUCGAACGAUUCUCAGUCGGAAGACAUUUGGCGUCGCCUGGCGUGUAUACGUACAGCUUCCAAGAGACGACGUUUGCCCGCCGCCUGCAUCGCAUGUGCCUGGAGCGGGCGUUCCGAAACCUGACGAACCCCGACAUCCAGCCGGAUUGGUACAAGCACCGGUUCCGCUUCACCUUGUGCUUCACCAACCGCAAGCGCAUCCUACAGCGGUUUCAGGAGAUGCUGAAGCGCCGCGCCGGGGAGUCCCUGGAGAACUUUGACAUACCUUUCUUCCACAUCGGCGGCGCCGGCACGCACUACCCACGCCGCGACCACCACGGGAACCCCAUCUACCCGCCAAACCUGCUGAGCCCAGCCGUGGUGUUCGGGCCGCAGCCGUAUAUCGAGGCCGAAACGCCGCGGGCGGAAAAUUCUACACAGGACUUGCUUGAAAACAUCGGGUACGGCGGCCAAUGGUACGACUCGCACGAUGUCGAGGAGUAUCUCAAGACUAUGGGUAUCUACCUGGAUGGCCACAGUUCCUUUGUCGAGGUUGACCCUUCCGUCCUCCGGCUUGUCAAGGCCGGCUCUAUCAAGUCCACCACGGCGGCCACCGCCAGCGGCAGCUCGAGCCCGCUUGACGCCAGCAUUCGCACCCCCUCGCCGCUCGUGGCCGGCAUCGCAGACCCUUUCACGGACUCGGUUUCCACACACGAGUUCGACGACACGUACACUCGGCAAAGCACGCUGCUUUCCGACAUGAUGCCCCUGGUCGCCGACAGUGGUGCGCAAUCUGGGGGUGUCAUAAGUACUGGUGCUGGCGGUGCUGGCAGUGCUACAGUCAAUCCACACAACCUCCCUAAACUGGCGUCCCAGUCAUCCGAUGCAUGGGCACAAUUCACCUCGCAGCCCGCGCCCACUUUAUUCCAGGACAUAGACCAGCACCAGCAGCAACCGAAUUAUCCGUCCCUCGUCACCUUCGACGUGGAUCAGUUCCUCGAGAGGAUGGUCGAUGCAAGCGCGUGUCUCGGCCGCGCCCCGGGGUUCCGAAAGGAGACUAUCGACAACUCCCUGAUGCUGAGUCUGCAGGAGAGCUUUUGA
This is a messenger RNA of Capronia epimyces CBS 606.96, 2172 nucleotides long. RefSeq lists its product as uncharacterized. Bases 1 to 2172 code for a protein of 723 amino acids. NCBI's taxonomy places the organism in Eukaryota, Fungi, Ascomycota, Eurotiomycetes, Chaetothyriales, Herpotrichiellaceae. The record is from RefSeq and is a predicted model, not a curated record. Gene Ontology annotation, molecular function: DNA-binding transcription factor activity. Gene Ontology annotation, biological process: regulation of DNA-templated transcription. The transcript has a single exon.